CUUUUGGAGAUUAUGGAGAGAGAUUUUAUGGGUUUGGGCUCAAAAAAUGCUCCGAUUACAAUCAAGGAAGAGCCCUCUGAUGCGCCUAACGAUUCAGUAUUGUUCUUCAAGGGCUCAGGGAUGCAGUUGUCUUUCUCAAACAAGGCACCUUCAGUUCCUCACCUGCUAUCUUUCAAAGCUUCUCAAGAAGAUAGGCCGAGGAAGGCUGCUCAUGACCCUCCACCGGCAUCCGGAUUCAUUGCUAUACCGACUGCCAAUUCAUAUGGCUCCACUCAGGUUGAAACUAGGGGAAAUCACUACAGUGAGGCACACCAAUCCCACCAUUCCCGUGACUCGAGGGUAUUUCCUGUCUCCGGCCAGCCAAAUCAAACUAUUACAGUUUCCAUGAGCACUCCUCUUCUCCAGCCCCGCCUUGGUUCCACUGCACAGAAUAUAGUGGGUCAUACCGUAAACCCGCAACCUUUUACCGGAGUUCCAAUCAUGGCUCCCCCUGUAUCUGUUGUACCUCCUUCAAGUUCUAUCAUUGGCACUACUGAUCUUAGGUAUCUAAACUUUGCCAAAUCUUCCGGUGCACCAUCGCAGUUGACUAUUUUUUAUGCUGGAUCUGUGUUCGUGUACGAUGAUGUGUCUCCCGAGAAGGCCCAAGCUAUUAUGUUAUUGGCUGGAAAUGGUUCUGCAACUCAGAGUAAAACAGCUCCCAUGACUCAAACACAGACGCAUGAUUCAAGACCUACUGCCGAUGCUUUUUUCAGAAACAGUUUCUGCACCAUGUCCUCUUUCUCGGGACCUCCAAGUCAUGUUUCUGUAACCUCCCAUGUCAGUUUACAGGCCGGUGGACAAUGUAGGAGCACCAAUGAACUAACAGCUGCCCCAAGAAUCGGUGCUUUAGCAUCUACUAGUAACCCACCGGAGCCUCCGAAAUCGGUGAAUUCAGUAGGAUCUGCAGCGAUAACUCGAAUUCCCAAGGUAGCUGUGCCGCAAGCUCGUAAAGCAUCCUUGGCCCGGUUUUUAGAGAAGCGCAAAGAAAGGGUAUCGAACAUGUCGCCAUACGGAAUCUGCUGAUUCGGGCCCUGUAACUUGUGAUGGCUUAAGUUCUGCUGGAUCUGUCCUCCACUAGCCCUCAGUUAGGGGUCGCUAAGGCUUCUUGUUUUUGCUAUAAAUCAUGUCAGGCUUUGGGUCGAGUUAGAUAGAAUAUAUGUAUUCGUAUAUACAUAUGUUUUGUUUUCGGUUAUCUUUUUUAGUUCCAGCAAAUGUUUUCUUGAGAUAAAUUAUGAAACUCGUUACAUAUUCUAAGUUGA
Messenger RNA from Hibiscus syriacus, 1298 nucleotides. Its product is annotated as protein TIFY 6B-like. The transcript has 7 exons. Gene Ontology annotation, cellular component: nucleus. The record is from RefSeq and is a predicted model, not a curated record. Bases 13 to 1062 code for a protein of 349 amino acids. Lineage: Eukaryota; Viridiplantae; Streptophyta; Magnoliopsida; Malvales; Malvaceae. Gene Ontology annotation, biological process: response to wounding; regulation of jasmonic acid mediated signaling pathway; regulation of defense response.